Messenger RNA from Pollicipes pollicipes, 5040 nucleotides. RefSeq names its product protein MON2 homolog. Lineage: Eukaryota; Metazoa; Arthropoda; Thecostraca; Pollicipedomorpha; Pollicipedidae. The transcript has 34 exons. Bases 109 to 5040 code for a protein of 1643 amino acids. The record is from RefSeq and is a predicted model, not a curated record.
CAACCGUCCGUACGAUAAUUGCCCUAUCCGUGCCAUUUGCCCCUCUGAUGAUUUAGUACGCGUUGAUCAUGAUGAUGCUCAUGUAAAGAAGACAACCUCUGUACCACAAUGACAUCAAGAAGUGAAAAUCAGAAGAAAUUUCUUGAGAAUGUGCAAAUUGAUCUCAGAAAUCUAUCUCAAGAAGCAAAGAAGAAAUUUCCACAGCUAAAAGAUGCCUGCGAGGAGGCCAUCGUGAAGGUGCGCGGCGGACUGGCCAACCCAGACGUGACCCUCCCCCACAUCAGCGCCCACAUUCUCUACCCGCUGGUGCAGGGAUGCGAAACCAAGGAACCAAAGAUUGUCAAGCAAUGUCUGGGCACGAUCCAGCGGCUGGUGCUGCAGCAGGCGGUGGACGCAAAGGGCGCCGGGUACAUCACCGAGACUGUCUGGGGCCUGAUGAAGGCCAACAUCGAGGAGGUCAAGCUGCUGCAGACAGUGACACUGCUGCUGACCACCAGUGCCGUCGCCCAAGGCGACACACUGGCCAAGGCUCUGGCGCUGUGCUUCCGGCUGUGCUUCUGCAAGGACUCGACGAUCAUGAACACGGCCGGCGCCACGGUGCGCCAGCUUGUGGCGCUCGUGUUCGAGCGCGUGCUGACGGAGGACGGCCGUAGCCCGUCCGACCAGUCGUCACCGAGCCAGCCGGCGGACAUGGAGCACCUGAAGAUCGCCAGCGGCUCGGCGCCGAAGACGCUGCGGCCGGCGGCGGCGGACGCCUAUCUGCUGUUCCAGGACCUGGUACAGCUGGUGAACGGCGAGCAGCCCUUCUGGCUGGCCGGCUUAACCGAGAUGACGCGCACGUUCGGUCUAGAGCUCAUCGAGUCCAUCCUCACUUCGUUCCCCGGUGUCUUCUACAAGCACCCCGAGUUCAACUUCCUGCUGAAGGAGCGCGUGUGCGCCAUGGUGAUCCGGCUGUUCUCGCCGAACCUGAAGCACCGGGGUGCGGCGCCGGCGCACGCGGCGCCGCCCAGCCCGCAGGACAAGCCGUACUUCCCGAUCAGCAUGCGGCUGCUGCGCGUGGUGUCGGUGCUCGUGCAGAAGUUCUACCCGCUGCUGGUGACCGAGUGCGAGAUCUUCCUGUCGCUGGUGGUGCGCCUGCUGGAGCCGGACAAGCCCGUCUGGCAGCGGGCCGUGGCGCUCGAGGUCAUCCACAAGCUGUCCGUGCAGGAGGACAUCCUCACCAGCUUCUGCUCCAGCUACGAUAUGAAGCCGCACUCCACCAAGAUCGUGCAGGACAUCGUCAACAGCCUGGGCGCGUACGUGCAGAGCUUGUUCGUGCGCGACUCGUCGGGCGCUUUUUCCUCGGCCGCAGCGGGCUCGGCCGUGACGCAGGGCCAUCCGCCGUCGCUGCUGGCCGGCCUGCCGGUGGGGCCGGGCGUCACGCCCCAGCCGGCCUUCUACUACCGCGGCGUCUGGAUCCCGCUGGCCGUCUCGUUCCCGCCCGGCGCCACCAAGGCCACCUACCUGGAGAUGCUGGACAAGAUCGAGCCGCCUGUCGUGGCCGAGGGGUACGGCGCCUCGGUGGCCUACACCUGCCUCAUCGAGAUCGUCCGCUCGCUCUCGCUCAUCACGGAGCGCGCCCUGCCGGCGGCGGCGGCGGCCGACGCUGGCGCCGCCCCGGCCGCGGCGGCGGACACGGGCCGCGAGCUGAGCUGCCAGCUAGUCAACUCCAGCUGGUGCGGCCUGCUGGCGGCGCUCACCGUCCUGCUGGAGGCCAGCACGGACGAGUCGGCGACCGAGGCGAUCCUGAAGGCGAUGCAGACGCUGGCGCAGCUGGCCGGCCGGCUGGAGCUGACCACUCCGCGCGACGCCUUCAUCACGGCCGCCUGCAAGGCCUCGUUGCCGCCGCACUACACGCUGACCGUGCUGAACCCGCAGCGCUCGCCGACGCACGGCCAGGCGCCGGCGGCCGCCGCGCCGCCGGCCGCCGCCGACGGCCUGGCGCGGCAGCAGGUGGUGGCCGUGGGCACGGCGCUGCCCACCGCCUCGCUACCCGCUGCGGCGCACCAGGGCCCGGUGAUGCUGACGGCCAAGAACCUGCAGUGUAUGCGCGCCAUCCUGGCUCUGGCGCACUGCCACGGCGCCAUCCUGGGCUCGGCCUGGCACCUAGUGCUCACCACGCUGCAGCACCUGGUCUGGAUCCUGGGCCUGAAGCCGUCCACGGGCGGCUCGCUGAAGGCGUGCCGGCCGGCCGCCGGCAGCGGCGCCGGCGGCGGCGGCGCCGUGCUCGCCGACCUGCCCGUGCUGUCAGCCAUGCUGUCGCGCCUGUUCGAGUCGAGCCGCUACCUGGACGAGGUGGCGCUGCAUCACCUGAUCGACGCGCUCAACCAGCUCAACCACGAGUCUAUGGAGCUGGCCUUCUCCAACCGGGAGCCGUCGCUGUUCGCCGUGGCCAAACUGCUGGAGACGGGUCUGGUGAACCUGGACCGGGUGGAGGUGUUCUGGCGACCGCUCACCUCCCACCUGCUCGACGCCUGCCAGCACCCGCACCUGCGCAUGCGCGAGUGGGGCGCCGAGGCCGUCACCACGCUCACCAGGUCGGCGCUGCAGCACACCUAUCCCACCCCGCUCAAGGACAACCAGAGGCUGCAGACGCUGCUGCUGACGCCGCUGCAGGAGAUGUCGACCGUGCCGCAACCAGACAUCCGGCAGCGGCAGCUGGAGUGCACGCUGCAGGUGCUGCAGAGCUGCGGCGAGCGGCUCUCGCACGGCUGGCCGCUCGUGCUCACCAUCAUCGGUGCCGUCAGCGACCGACACACGGAGCAGCUGGUCCGGCUGGCGUUUCAGUGUCUGCAACUGGUGGUGACGGACUUUUUGCCGGUGAUGCCCUGGAGCUGCCUGCCUCCCUGCGUCGACACCGUGGCCAAGUUCGGCUCGCAGACCCAGGAGCUGAACAUAUCGCUCACCGCCAUCGGACUCAUGUGGAACAUCUCCGACUACUUCUUCCAAAGCCAGGACAAGCUGCGCAGCUGCCUGACGGCCGAGUCGGGCGUGUUCCCCGAGUUCCCGGGCGUGCAGAACAUGCCGCCGUUCGACCGCCUCUGGAUGUGCCUGUUCGCCCGGCUCGGCGACCUGUGUGUGGACAGCCGGCCGGCCGUGCGGAAGUCGGCCGGGCAGACGCUGUUCUCCACCAUCGCGGCCCACGGCUCGCUGCUGCAGCACAGCACCUGGCAGGCGGUGCUCUGGCAGGUGCUGUUCCCGCUGCUGGACAAGGUGCGGACCCUCUCUGGCUCGGCUAGCACCGAGAAGGACGACACGGGCGGCAACAUCCUGAUCCACCACUCGCGCAACACGGCACACAAGCAAUGGGCCGAGACACAGGUGCUGACGCUGUCGGGCGUGGCGCGCGUGUUCCACUCGAAGCGCUCCAUCCUGUCGGCGCUGGCCGACUACCAGCGCGCCUGGGCCCUGCUGCUCGAGUUCAUACAGAACGCGGCGCUCAACGAGAACAACGAGGUGUCGCUGGCCGCGCUUAAGUCCUUCCAGGAGAUUAUGUCGUCGAGCAAGGCGGGCGCGGACGCCGCGGACGUGGCGCUCCUGCAGGAGGAUGAGGCCCAGGUCAACUGGAGCGCCGCCUGGCGGGUGUGGCACAGCAUCGGCAGUGGCGUGACCGAGCCGCCCCCUCCCGGCGGCCCCGCCUCCGACGUGUUCGUGCCGUCCCAGCCGUUCCUGACGGCGCUCGUGCAGAUCUUCCCCGGCAUGUUUCAGCAUAUCAAGUCCAGGUUCCACUCAGAGGACCUGGCCACGUUGUGCGCCAUCCUGGAGCGAGCAGUGGCCGUGCCGGUGCACGGCGAGGCGUCGCCCUUCAUCCUGCCGUCGCUGACCGAGGUGGUGCUCACUAAGCUGCAGGAGGCCGUGCUCGCCUGCCUCGACACUGUGGAGCAGGGGGCGCUGUCGGGCGCGGAGCCAGUAGGCCAGCUGGUACCGGCGCUGUUCGACCAGCUGCUGACCUUCUCCCGGUACGGCUGCCGGGCGCCCUCCUACGGCGACGUGGCCACGCGGCCGGCCGGCCUCGUCAGGAGCAAGACGACCGACUGGGUGGCGAUGAACUACGUGCCGUUCGCCGAGGCCACCAUGCGCCGCGCCACCGCCCUGUACCGCGCCACGGCGCGCCGCACCGACGUCAUCGAGACGCACGUGCUGGAGAAGAUCAUCCAGACGCUGGAGCUGCCGCUGUCGCUGAAGUACGCCUGCCCGGCGCCGACCACCUGGCGGCUCGCCGUCGGCUGCCUGCUGGACGUGCUGAAGGAGGGCCUGGUGACGGCGCGCCAGUACCGCCAGCACAGCCAGAACGUCUGGCCUCGGCUGGCCGCCUGUCUGGAGGCGUUCCUCUUCUCACAGAGCGAGCCACCGUCCAGCCUGACGCCGGAGGAGCAGCAGGCGGACGAGGCGCUGGACUGCGAGGUGGUGCGGCUCAUCCGCGAGGACGUGCUGCCGCACGCGGCCGUCGUGCCCGGCCAGUUCCUCGUGUCGGUCAUGGUGCUGCUCAACAAGGGCUCGCUCCACUCGGCGGAGCACGAGAGUCUCGAGAACGGCACGGCGCGGCUGCGCGAGGACCUGGCCAACGCGUGCUUCGAGACGCUGCUGCAGUUCUCGCUGCAGCCGGGCCCGGCGGCGGCGGCGCGCGCCUCGGCCGACGGCGGCGUCACCUCACAACUAGCGGUCGCGGCGCUCGUGCACCGCUUCCGCGAGGUGCUCGUCGGCUUCGUGGACGACGGCAAGCUGGCUGGAAAGUGCCCGCUGCCCAGGCACCGCAUGGCCGAGAUAUCGUUUGUGCUGAGAGCCAUCACCUCACUCAUCUCCUCCCUGAAGAAGGUGGACCCGAACACAGUGGACGAGAUGACCUGGCAGCAGCUGGUGGGCCUGUACCCGCCGCUGGUCAGCUGCACGCUGCUGGCCUCGGACCAGGUGGGCCGGCCGCUGCACGACGCCCUGCUGCAGUACGCCGACCUGCUGCGGCCGCCGCCCGCCGCCGCCGCCGCGCACAACGGCCGCUCGUAG